Molecule: messenger RNA, 2275 nt
Organism: Pygocentrus nattereri (red-bellied piranha)
Lineage: Eukaryota; Metazoa; Chordata; Actinopteri; Characiformes; Serrasalmidae
Product: uromodulin-like
Exons: 11
Coding region: 2-2107 (701 amino acids)
Cellular component (GO): membrane
Molecular function (GO): calcium ion binding
Source: RefSeq, a predicted model, not a curated record
CAUGCCGGCGCCUCAGCUGAUCCUGGGGCUGGUUUUCAUCACAGCUCUCGCUUCUUACGUCUCAGGUGCUGUGGUAACGUCCUGCGAUGCAUGCAACAAGUGGGCGUCCUGCACGUCCAUACUGAAGGCCGGUCAGGCCGUCUCCUCUCAGCACUCCUCCAACUGCUCCUGCAUUAAAGGCUUCUCCGGAGACGGCAUGUCCUGCUACAACACCACCACCUGCAGCACAGCCAGAGCCUCCUGCUGCCCGGCUGGCUAUCGCUGGUCACCUGAGCAGGGCUGUGUGGACAUCGAUGAGUGCUCUGCCCCUCAGAGUCCAUGUGUUGCUCCGCUGAUGUGUGUAAACAUGCCCGGAUCCUUCACCUGUCUGCUGCCGCAGGUUAACGCCAACCCAGCCUCAAACCCACGCCUGGUCCAGUUCAGCUGUGGGCAAGCGGUCUGUAACCUGGGCCAGGACUGCAUCACCAUCAACGGGGUUCCCCGCUGCGCCGAUCCAUGCCAACGCUACACCAUCCUGGACGACGCGUGGCGCUCCACAGACUUCAAGACGAACGGCACCUUGCACUGUGACACAGACGUGAACUGGCAGGGCUGGUACAGGAUGUAUCUGGGUGGCGUCAGUGUGCAGAUGCCUGAGAGGUGUAUCCAGCCCAGGAUGUGUGGCACCGACUCCCCUCUCUGGCUGAAGACCCCCCAUCCCGUUAACUCGGAAGGCGUGGUGCAGGGCGCCGUGUGCGGGAGCUGGGUGGAAGGCUGCUGUAACUUUGAGUUCCCCAUUAACGUCAAGGCCUGUCCAGGAAACUACUACGUCUACAAGUUUGUCAAGCCACCCCUCUGCUUCCUGGCCUACGCCGCCGACGCCAACACCAAGGUGUGUGCAACAUGCAGAGAGGGAACUUCCUGUAUGAGCGCAGACAAGAUCACCUGGACGUGCCAGACUCAAGACCCUGUCCGUCUGUCCGGAGGCAGUAACAGGUGUGAAGGCAGAGUGGAGCUGUACCACAACGGUCGCUGGGGCACCGUCUGUGAUGAUGACUGGAACAUGAACGCUGCGACAGUGGUGUGUAGGCAGCUGGGGUGUGGGAAGGCUCUGGCUGCUCCUGUCAACGGGCGCUUCGGUCCCGGGAGUGGUCCCAUCUGGAUGGACAACACACAGUGCCAGGGCACAGAGGCCUACCUGGUCCAGUGCAAACACAAUGGCUUUGAGAACCACAACUGCGGUCACUAUGAGGACGCUGGAGUGAUCUGUGAAGAGCCCUCCACAGCUGUUGUCCCUCAGCUGGUUUGUAACAGGACCCUGAUGAGAGUUGGUGUGCCAGCUGUCCACCGAGGCCCCAAUGCCCUCAACAUGACCUCGGGUCACCUGGUGGACCCCACCUGCGCGGCCCAGCGGGAGGAGAACGGCACCGUGUGGUACGAGGUGCAGAGCCGAGCGGCCGUGUGCGGAAACGUGCUGAAGAUCAACAGCACACAUGCUGUCUACUCCAACACCCUGUUCCUCUACCUUGCAAACAGCAGCGUAUUCUCACUGCCCACGGGCUUUCCCUUCUCCUGUGUUUACCCCCUGGACUCCCGCAUUAGCAUGGACAUCGCCGUGAGACCCUACCUCUCGAUGCAGGAGAUGGGUCUGGUUGGUGUUGGCCCUGGUGCCCGUGCCUCUAUGUCCCUGUACCGAAACGCUAACUUCACGACUAUGUACCCCCCUGGGCCUGUGGUUCUGCCGGUCGGUGCUCCGCUCUAUGUGGGAGUGAACGUAGAGGAGGUGGAGGCUUCUCGUUUUGCUGUGAUUGUGGAGGAGUGCUCCAUCACAGACACGCCCGACCCUAAUAACUCUGGGAGAUAUCUGCUUAUUCAGAACCGUUGUCCCAGUGACCCGCGUGAUGUUCUGGUGACUGAGAAUGGGAUUUCUCUGCAAGCACGCUUCACUGCUCUGCUCUUCCUCUACGAAGGAAACUAUAAUGACAUGUUCCUCCAUUGCCGUCUCAGCCUGUGUGACCGCACCACGGAGUCCUGCAGCACGAAGUGUCAGACCAGAGCAUCUCGUUCCAUCUCCAGCCACAAAUCUCUCACCAUUGGGCCAAUUUCAUGGACCAAAGAAGGGCACUAAUCUGAUUCACAUCAGACGGCCUCCAAAUGUUCAACAGUCAUGAGCUCAGCACAUGAUUAUAUGACUUAAAUCAUCUGAAUGUUCUGGAGAGAUGCAACUGUAACUCAUUAAAGUACAAUUCCACUGAUUUUUCAUACAUUCUGCAUUAAUAAAUGGUGAAAAUGUGAA